Molecule: messenger RNA, 1077 nt
Organism: Ictalurus punctatus (channel catfish)
Lineage: Eukaryota; Metazoa; Chordata; Actinopteri; Siluriformes; Ictaluridae
Product: C-type lection lectoxin-Enh3
Exons: 2
Coding region: 121-516 (131 amino acids)
Source: RefSeq, a predicted model, not a curated record
UGCAAGGAAAUCAACUUUACUCAUUCUAGUGCAUGAUGAGGAUAUUGAACCCUUUUAAAAUGACUUUUCAUAGCUAAUUUCAGUGGCGCUAGUAAGUUCAUUGGCGUCACUACGAGUUUGAUGACUUGGCUUGGAGCGCAAGAAUACUGCAGACGCUAUCACACAGACCUGGCCAGUGCACUUAACAGCACCGACAGCAACUACUUAUGGAACUUGAGGGAUAUUCAGGGCGAUUCCUGGAUCGGAUUAUACAGGGACACUUGGAAGUGGUCAGACGGGACCAGUGCUUCAAACCUCCAGUGGGCUUCAGGACAACCCGAUAAUUACUUUGGCAACGAGAACUGUGCAGUGGUCUAUGAUGGACUGUUUAGUGAUGAAAGCUGCACCAAACUCUUCUACUUCUUCUGUCAAACCAAUCAAGCAGAAACUGGAGGAAAAGGGCAUGUUGGAGAACACUACCGUCAAGUGGAGGGUGCAAAAAGACAGAAAGGUCUUUCGCAAGAAAAAGAAGGAUGACCUGUGACCUCUACCUGCUUACAGUGAUGUCAAGUAGCUCAUGCAGGCAGACCUACAUUUUAAUGAACCAAAACGUUUAAACUUUAAAUCAGUAGAGGGGAAUCAAACUCCAGGGUUUGCCCCAACUAGAGGAAUAAACAUAGAAUUUCACUGGAGUGCAUUUAACACGCCGUCUUUCAUUUCACCGCCUCAACUGUACAUCCAGUUUGGUAUUUUUAUGCCAGAUAUUUCAUACAUAACGUCGCUACACGUGGCACAGGGAUGAGGAGAAAGUCAAAGACGGUGUGUUAAAUUACUGUAACGUAGGGUUUAAUGUAACAUUAUAGAAGAACAUUAUAUAUAUAUAUAUAGAAUAAACAUCAUAAAUUGUUUCUCAACUUUGUGUGCCUUAGUAUGCGUUCCACUAUUACGGGAUUUUUAUCCUUAUGUAUCUUGUUUCUUCGUAGUUAUAAAUAUAUACUACUCUCUAUCAUUGUAUUUUGUUCCAAUUUCCAUGUACACAAAGCUCUGCCGCUAACUAGAGUUAUCAUUAGCACGAACUGUCAACUUUCAACGUAAUAA